Molecule: messenger RNA, 717 nt
Organism: Racocetra persica
Lineage: Eukaryota; Fungi; Glomeromycota; Glomeromycetes; Diversisporales; Gigasporaceae
Source: the annotation of a GenBank genome assembly
CUAUUUACGUUUUAAUAACGAGCCUGUAUCACCUGCAUUGUCAGACUCAAGUAAAGGCUCUAAAUUUAAAGAAAUGCUAGACGAAUCUUCUUUUAAAACGUCUUUAGGAUUUAACAUUGAUCAAGAUACAAAAAACAAUCGUACUAGAACCCAAUCAUUUAUAACUAGAUUUAUGUCUAAUGGUCGCCUAUCAAGUCACACUCCCCUAUCACCUAUAUCCACACAUUCCCUCUACGUUCCUUCAAACAAGUCCUCAAAAGAUUCUUUAUCUAUAGGAAAUAGACGCAAAAGUAAAGAAAAUUUGACUGAUUCUGAAAGAGAAAAUCAACCAAGACCACGUCGUGUUUCAAAUCCAAGCACAAAAUCUCAUUUCUUCAAACAUCUUCAUCUGCCUUCUCGUAAAGGUAAAAUUUCCGAAAAUACCGCCCGAACUACGAGUUAUUGGCCGGUAACUGAGGAUCCGAACAAAAGUCCCAGUCGUUUUUUCAGAACUCCGUCAUUAUCCGGUAAACGUCCUAAACUACAUAAAAUUAGAAGUGAUACUGAUUUAAGAAGCUUACGGAAAAUGUGGGCGGAACGUGAUCAAACCUCCCCUUUAUCUGCUCAUGUGGAAUAUGUUUGGGAAGACCCUAUUAGAAUUGAUCCUGUCUCUCCUGUUGAUGAUUGUGAUGAAAGUCUAAGAGAAAGUUUAUUUCGCAAAAUCGUAACAAAGAAAAG